This is a messenger RNA of Mya arenaria, 813 nucleotides long. RefSeq lists its product as uncharacterized. The transcript has 2 exons. Gene Ontology annotation, molecular function: protein binding. Bases 1 to 813 code for a protein of 270 amino acids. Lineage: Eukaryota; Metazoa; Mollusca; Bivalvia; Myida; Myidae. The record is from RefSeq and is a predicted model, not a curated record.
AUGUCUCACGUUUUCAAGAUUGAGAAUGUGAAUCAAUUCAAUGCAGCACAAAAAACUGAAAAAGACUAUUCAAACAUAACUGGAAUAUGUGAUCUAAUAAAUGUAAAGCUCGUUCUCGUUGACAAUAACAAUUGCCGUAUAAAGCUCCUGAACCAGUCCUACCAGGUCGUCGAUCACUGUGACGUUCCAACAAAUCCGAGAGAUGCAUGCCAUAUUGCAGGCAAUGAGCUAGCGGUUGCGUUUAACUGUAAUGAUGAGAAAAGACAUGAAGUUUGCUUCUUUAACGUUAGGAAUUCAAAGCUACAACAGACAAAAAAGCUAACGUUCAGUCACAUAGUAGCCAAAAUAGCUCAUCAUUCAGGGCGUCUGUAUAUCACAUCUGACACUGCGCUUUACUCUUACGACAAGGCAGGUAAUGAUAGGAGAAAGUUGUUUGAGGACAAGUCAGAUACGCUGACCGUUUUAAAAUGUGCUGUAAGCUCUGAUGGCAGUAAAAUUUACGUCGCAAAUUACUCCAAAGAUCAACUUCUUACCUUGGAUAAGGCAGGAAAUAAACUAGCAACGCUCAGCGAUCCCGAUAUGAAAAGUCCAACCGCUAUACACCUGUCACCUCUUGGUCACGUGUUUGUCUGCUCUUAUGUCUCAAACACCGUGCUUCAAUUGAACAGCGAAGGCAAAACGAAGCUGGCCAAACUUGCAGCACAGUCUGAUGGAGUGAAGCUACCAGUGUCUCUACGCUAUAGUAGUCGCACUUCCAGUCUACUUGUCGGACAACAUGACAAUAACAAUGUUGUUGUAAUUAAGAUAAAGUAA